Messenger RNA from Pocillopora damicornis (cauliflower coral), 984 nucleotides. RefSeq names its product adrenocorticotropic hormone receptor-like. NCBI's taxonomy places the organism in Eukaryota, Metazoa, Cnidaria, Anthozoa, Scleractinia, Pocilloporidae. The record is from RefSeq and is a predicted model, not a curated record.
AUGUCGACAGCAAAGUUCACUAGCGGUGGAACACAGACGAAAACAUUUCAAGAACUGCUAUGCACCCCAUCUUUUGGAGGUGGAUUACAUGAAAUAUUAACUUUUUUCUCAACAGUGCGUAUUCUCCUCUCCAUCACAGCAUUCCUUAUGAAUAAUGAUAAUAAUAGGACAUUUAUAAUGCGCAGAUUCCAUAAAAUGUUCAAAUGCACAUAUUCUCUCAUUCUUGUUGCCCUUCACAAGGAAUCUUCCCUCCACCCGCCGUCCAAACUCUUGUACCGUUCUCUGGUAACAACUGAUCUGUUGGUUGGUCUUGUUGCCCAGCCUCUCUAUGCUACUUAUUGGAUGUCCAUGGUUCAGGAGCGCUGGAGCCUUUGUCGAUACACAUUUGACGCAGCCUACCUCACAGGCUCUGCAUUGGUUUUAGCGUCUUUGAUGACGAUGAGGGUUAUAAGCGUGGACAGACCUCUCGCCAUGUUGUUGGGGCUGAGGUACAAACAAAUUAUAACUUUGAAGCGCACAUAUAUCAUUGUAGCUACCAUCUGGGUUUUAUCUCAUGUCUCUUCUUUAUGCACUUUUCUUGAUGACUGUAUAACUAUACCACUUUGCCUGGUUAUUUCGCUCGCAUCAUAUACAAAGAUUUCUCGCACUCACAGAUAUCAUCAGGUUCAGGCAGAAGAUCCUGUUCAACAACAGCCGAGCCAACUAAAUGUACUGAACAUAGCUCAAUACAGAAAAGCAGUGUAUAGUGCACUGCGGGCGAAGUUAGCAUUAAUUGUUUGUUUUGCACCAUUCUUUAUCGUGGUAACCGUGAUUGCACAUAAUAAAACACAUUCAUCGCAUUUGGUCAUCCUAAGGGGAAUAACCGUUGUCUUGGUUUACUUUAACUCGACGUUUAACCCGUUUAUUUAUUACUGGAAGAUAAGUGAAGUAAGACAAGCAAUGAAGCAGACAAUCAGACAAGCACUUUGCUUUCCUUGGAGUUAG